AUGGCCAAAGUCAUCCUCAUCUUGGGCGGAGCAGGUGCUCAGAACUCUGCCGUGGCCCGCGAGCUCGCCAAAAACGAGUCCUUUUCGGUCAAGAUUUUGUCUCGAAAUGCCAAGUCGGAGGAAAGUGUGUCUCUUGCGGCUACCCCUCGCAUAACGGUGGUUGAAGGAGACUGUUAUGACGAAGACACUCUCGUUUCCGCCUUUGAGGGAGUUGACGCUGUUUUCGUCAAUACCAAUGGUUUCGCCGUCGGCGAGAAGGCUGAAAUCUUCUGGGGCAUUCGCAUGUAUGAGAUUGCCUACUGGUCUGGUGUCAAGCACUUCAUCUACAGCUCUCUGCCGUUUGUGUCCAAAAAGUCUGGGUUCAACCCCAAGUAUCGUGUCCCUUUCGCCGAUGGCAAGGCAAAGGUUGUCGAUUUCCUCAAGGCUCAGCCAACUGACAAGAUGAUCUGGAGCGCCAUAGAAAGCGGUCCCUAUCCCGAGUCCCAUCUGGCUACAUGGUCUCCCUCCAAGGGUGACGAUGGGGUCUAUGUCUUCCGCAUGCCCAUCGAGGCUGACGGUGCCAUGGCAAUGGUGGGAUUGACCGACUUUGCUUGGUUUACUCGCUACAUGUUUGAGCACCCCAAGGAAUUCGUAGCAGACUUGCUCAGCGUUGGUAUUGACCACGUAGACGGCAAUACCAUUGCCGCAGCCUUUACCGCUGUGACUGGAGAGCCUGCUCGGUUCGAGCCUCUGCCGCUCUCCGAGGUGGCCAAGACGUGGCCAGAUACCAAGAUUGGUCUUGCUGGAUCUCCUGGUUAUGAAGACCCCACUCUCAAGACAAUGGCUGGCAUGUUUGUCCCUUGGUUCACAAUCUGGCAGGAGAGCGGCGGCAACAAAGGUCUUUGGACCAAGGAUUAUGCUCGCUUGGACAGGAUUCAUCCCAACCGCAUCAAGACCAUUGAGCAGUGGAUGCGUUCCGUCGGCUACUCAACCGAAAAAUAUCCCUCUGCAUUAAAAACGGGGAUUUUCGGCGAGCCAACAGCUGAGGUAAAAUUGGUCCAUGACGAUGAGAAGAAAAAUUAGACAAAUCACCGUAUAGACAAAUAGCGAAAGUAGUUACUUGUUUUAGCAUAGAAAUUCAUCAUUUAUACUGC
Trichoderma virens Gv29-8 is the source of this 1133-nucleotide messenger RNA. RefSeq lists its product as uncharacterized. The coding region runs from base 1 to 1062 and encodes 353 amino acids. The record is from RefSeq and is a predicted model, not a curated record. Lineage: Eukaryota; Fungi; Ascomycota; Sordariomycetes; Hypocreales; Hypocreaceae. The transcript is spliced from 2 exons.